Bursaphelenchus xylophilus (pine wood nematode) is the source of this 492-nucleotide messenger RNA. The record is from the annotation of a GenBank genome assembly. NCBI's taxonomy places the organism in Eukaryota, Metazoa, Nematoda, Chromadorea, Rhabditida, Aphelenchoididae.
AUGGCCGGUCAGCUCCCACGUCGGAUUACCAAAGAAACACAGCGACUUCUCCAAGACCCCGUCCCUGGAAUCUCUGCCACUCCUGAUGACAACAAUGCUCGCUACUUCCAUGUUAUAAUUGCUGGGCCUGAAGGCUCCCCGUUUGAAGGAGGAGUUUUCAAACUGGAGUUGUUCUUGCCAGAGGAGUACCCGAUGGCUGCUCCCAAGGUCAGAUUUAUGACAAAAAUAUACCAUCCGAACAUAGAUAAAUUGGGAAGGAUCUGUUUGGAUAUCUUGAAGGGUAAGCGUUCUUCAAUUAUUUUUUUAUGUUUAGAUAAAUGGUCACCGGCUCUUCAAAUUCGGACAGUCCUGUUAUCGAUUCAGGCUCUUCUCUCUGCUCCCAAUCCAGAAGACCCUUUGGCCACGGAUGUGGCCGAGCAAUGGAAAACCAACGAAUCCGAUGCAAUUCGCACCGCCCAGGACUGGACUCGGCUCUAUGCUAACGGGAACUAA